AUGGUCAGGCAACAAAGCCGGACGCUAUUGGUGGAAAGUGACGAUGACAUCGAUGUCGACUUCGCCAGCAAAGUGUGGGUGGAAGACCGGAAGACGAGAAGCAACACCAAUGAUGAAGAAAUUUUUCAAGUACUUAUCUCGCCUGGUCCUUUCAAGGAAACUUCAGCAUGGAUCAAGAAAGGAGCUUCUGGGUGUGAGGAUCUUGCUCAAGCACAUCAGCAGAGCCUACAGAUACCAGGUAUAUGGAGCAACGUUACCAAUCACGUGUUUGCUGACGGCAUCGGACAGGCCACCACCUUAGCCUUGUUGUUGUUUUCGGUUCCAAUGUAUCAGGAACCGCUUAACCUUGAUGAAGACCACCUUGGAAGCAAGCAACAAGUGGCAAGUACUGGAAAUGCGAUGAGCAAUGAUACCCGCUACUUGGAACGAGCGAGCCAUGAAGAUUAUUGA
Lichtheimia ornata is the source of this 450-nucleotide messenger RNA. RefSeq lists its product as uncharacterized. The record is from RefSeq and is a predicted model, not a curated record. The coding region runs from base 1 to 450 and encodes 149 amino acids. Lineage: Eukaryota; Fungi; Mucoromycota; Mucoromycetes; Mucorales; Lichtheimiaceae. The transcript is spliced from 3 exons.